CGUUACAAGCCAAUACAAUCCAUAAAAGUAGGCUUAGCAAAUUAUUGUGGAAGUAAAAUUAAUUACAAUAUUAAGCUGAAUUGUGGUAGAUAUGCAAGACUGAAAUAUUAUUAGAUAAAAGUACAUCGGCCUGUGAGUUGACAGUUGGACUCUCUUAGAAGGAACACGAUGUUGCCCAAUAUUUUGACUUUACUGCGUACUGUCACCUUGGAACCAUCAAUGAUGCUGUACUACACUGCCUGUGCCAUGACUUUUGUAAACGGGCAGAACUUGCUACUACAGAAGAUAUGUCACCCUGGCGAUUCUCAUCCUUCCACUGCGACUUGUCAGGACGAGGUACAUGCCCAACAGUUGUCUACACAGAUCCAGACGUGGAAACAAAUCAUCGUAGUGUUCGGACCAGUCUUUUUCGUCCUCUUCGCUGGUCCGUGGAGCGAUAACCAUGGCAAGCGAAGGAAGCCACUCUUGUACCUCCCUCUCUGUGGACAGAUUCUUUCAGAUCUCCUCUGCAUCGUCAACGUCUACUUCUGGAGUUGGUCACCAGUAAUCGCAGCCCUGUCGGACUCGAUCCUUCCUUCCUUAACUGGCGGUCUUGCUUGUUUUCUAAUCGGCGUGAACAGUUAUGUAUCCGAUAUAACUACAGACUCUUCCAGAACAAUCCGAUUGGGGCUUUGCACUGCAAUUUACUUCCUCGGAACUACGCUGGGAGCGUUUAUUUACGGAUUGGUCGUUCACACCAUUGGAUUUUAUGGUGUCUUCUCUGUUUGCGUUGUUCUAAAUUUAGUAGCGCUUGUUUACCUGUAUUUAUUUGUGAGUGAAAACAAGUGUGAUGGUGAGAUCUGUGAAUUAAACACAUUGGAGGGCUUGCUUGAUAUGAGAAACAUCGUUCAGUCGUUCAGGACAAUUAUCAGACCAAGGAAAGGCUGGAGAAGAGCUGUUAUACUUAUAAUGAUUGGAGUUGCACCUCUGACUAUGGCUCCUUUGCAAGGUGAAUACACUGUGUUGUACUACUUUUUGAGAUACAAUUACCAAUGGGAUGAGGCUGACUAUGGGUUUUACUCUGCUUACAAAUUCAUCAUUAUUUUCUUUGGAACGCUGGUGACACUGGGGGUAUUCUCUCGGCUGCUGAGUAUCCCAGAUGCAGUGAUCGGUGUGAUAUCUUGUGUCACCCUCAUCAUCGCAUCUCUGGGCUACACGUUCUCUACUGCUGCGUGGGAAAUGUUCCUUUAUUCAGUUGUGGAUUUUACUCAUGGAGCUGGACUUGCCGUAGUCGCUUCAAUUGUCUCUAAGAGUGUAGACCACACAGAAUUAGGUCAGGUGAACGGCAUUUUGGGCGUGGCAGAUGCUCUGUUUCCACUCAUCAACCUUCCACUCUACUCACAAGUGUACAAUCACACUUUCGUCAACAUGCCAGGAGCUUUCUUCCUCCUUAGUGCCAUUUAUGGAGCAAUUGCUCUUGUUAUAUUCGGAGUGGUGUAUUUUAUACAAAGAAUGCAGCAUUCACAAGAAACUUUCCAGGAAAGCUCAAAACUUUGAAAUCCCUAAAAGAUUUUAAAAUAAAUGAAUACCAAUGAUUUUUGCUGAAUUAACUCAAAUUUCCAUCAGAAGUGCUCAUCUAAAACAAGAGGCUGUUGUCGAAAGAGAGUGGUGUUGAACAGAUAUAAUUUUAAAUGAAAUUUACUUAUUUAAUGUUAUGGUAAACAUUUUAUAAAGAAAUCAAAAUAUU
Molecule: messenger RNA, 1726 nt
Organism: Homalodisca vitripennis (glassy-winged sharpshooter)
Lineage: Eukaryota; Metazoa; Arthropoda; Insecta; Hemiptera; Cicadellidae
Product: proton-coupled folate transporter-like
Exons: 6
Coding region: 169-1536 (455 amino acids)
Biological process (GO): transmembrane transport
Cellular component (GO): membrane
Molecular function (GO): transmembrane transporter activity
Source: RefSeq, a predicted model, not a curated record